Carcharodon carcharias (great white shark) is the source of this 729-nucleotide messenger RNA. It is a transcript of the gene ppdpfb, whose product is annotated as pancreatic progenitor cell differentiation and proliferation factor b. The record is from RefSeq and is a predicted model, not a curated record. Gene Ontology annotation, biological process: cell differentiation; multicellular organism development. The transcript is spliced from 5 exons. The coding region runs from base 219 to 527 and encodes 102 amino acids. Lineage: Eukaryota; Metazoa; Chordata; Chondrichthyes; Lamniformes; Lamnidae.
CGGGGCCAACCAGGUUUAUAUAAACGCGGUGGUGCAAACGAGCGCUUCAUGAGUCUUAUCCAAAGCGUCGGUUUUUUAUUGUCGAGAGCGAUUUGUGCCGGUUCACAGUUUCAAAUGGGUCCUGUCGCCUAGCGUUCACUUUCUUCAGUCAUCGCACCUGGGUUCCUGUUUGGUGUUUUUAAAGGGUUACCAUCCAGAUACUAGUUUGAAAGAUUACAAUGGCAUCCAUUCCUUCAACUGGCUCCCUUGCAGCAACCCAUGACUAUUACAGGAGGCGCCUUGGUUCUGCUUCCAGUAAUAGUUCAUGUGGCAGCUCUGAACACAUUGGAGAAGUGAUUCCACACCAUCCAGGAUUACCAAAGUCUACAGCGGGCCAAUGGUGGAUCAGUUUUUUCUUUGGGAAAACUCAGAACCACCCAGUAAUGACAACCCUGUCGGAGUCCUCAGAGAGUGGCAAGAUAAACUGUAUCCUGCCUCAAAUGGUGAGGAAACGACAUGCCAGUGAGCCCAGCAAACCAACAUCUUAAUGAUUUGGCUUCAACUUCUGAAGAAGACGCUAGGAAUUUCAGGCGUUCCAAAAUAUUAAUGUUUAAAAAUAAAGGCUGCUUUCAGUUUCUAAUACUUUUUUUAAUAAAAAUUAUAUUCCUUGUUUUUUUCCAUGUAAUCAGUGGGAAUUGUUAAGUGUUUGGCAUACUUGAACAUCUAAAUAAAUGAAAUACUUUAGCAGCC